AUGCGAGCGAGGGUGCAGCUGGGUGGAGAGACCUCUGAUGACUUUGCAGUUGUCUCUAGUGUGAAGCAAGGCUGUGUGUUAGCUCCUGCCCUGUUUAAUAUCUAUCUUCAUGCAAUGUUGUCUUGUGCUUUUGAUGCGGCUUGUGCUAACGGUGUUCGUGUGGAGCACCGUAUUGAUGGUGGGUUUCUGAACAUCCGUCGUUUCGGUGCGAGAACUCUAGUCUGUGAGACAACUAUCCGUAUGUUGCCGUUUGCUGACGACUGUGCGUUGUUUUCACACAGCGCGGAUGAGUUGCAGCACAUGACUAGUGCUCUGGCUUCGACAGCGGCCAAAUUCGGGCUCACCAUCAACACUAGCAAAACUGUCUGUCUCUUUCAGCCUUCACCGGAGGUGCAAUCUUCAAUAUUGCCGCAAAUCAGCAUUGGUGCUGAAGUAUUAGAAACCACCUCCCGCUUCUGCUACCUUGGGAGUGUGAUGUCGACUGAUCAGCAGCUUCACGUUGAGUUGCGUAAUCGCGUGUCGAAGGCGGCAGCGGCAUUGGGGAAGCUUGAGUACCGAGUGUGGAACAACCAUCAGCUUAGCAUUGGCACGAAGCUAAUGGUGUACAAAUCCAUGAUACUGUCCGUUCUUCUAUACGGCAGUGAAACGUGGACGAUGUACCGGCGGGAUGUGCGAUAUCUCGAGCGGUUCCAUCAGCAGUGUCUGCGACGAAUUUUGCGGAUCGGCUGGGGCGCCAGAGUUGCAGACACGGAAGUGUUGCGCCGAAGUGGGAUGUAUGCAGUGGACUGCAUACUUUUAUUGAGACACCUGUGA
This is a messenger RNA of Dicrocoelium dendriticum, 813 nucleotides long. Lineage: Eukaryota; Metazoa; Platyhelminthes; Trematoda; Plagiorchiida; Dicrocoeliidae. The record is from the annotation of a GenBank genome assembly.